Colossoma macropomum (tambaqui) is the source of this 2319-nucleotide messenger RNA. RefSeq names its product cadherin-like protein 26. Gene Ontology annotation, molecular function: calcium ion binding; cadherin binding. The coding region runs from base 116 to 2176 and encodes 686 amino acids. Gene Ontology annotation, cellular component: adherens junction; plasma membrane; catenin complex. Gene Ontology annotation, biological process: multicellular organism development; cell-cell junction assembly; calcium-dependent cell-cell adhesion. NCBI's taxonomy places the organism in Eukaryota, Metazoa, Chordata, Actinopteri, Characiformes, Serrasalmidae. The record is from RefSeq and is a predicted model, not a curated record. The transcript is spliced from 14 exons.
AGAGAGAGAGAGAGAGAACAGUUACUGUGUGGCAGCUGUUGUACCUUCUGUCGAGCAACUUACUGUUGUGUUUGGAAGCUAAAAUAUAUGAUCAUUUUAACUUUAACUCUUCAGGAUGAGGAUGACCUUCCGUCUCCUUCUUCUGCUGUCUCUCUGGACAGAGACCGCACACAGUGACCUGAGGAGCCUGGACAGGAACCUCACGGAGGAGCAUGAGCGCGUGCUGAUUCGCACUAAGAGGAGGUGGGUUCUCUCUACAAUCGAGCUGCAGGAGGAGGAUCCUGGACCUUUCCCCAAAGUGUCCACACAGUUGUUCAACGAUAAGAGCAACAUGCACAAACUCCGGUUCAGUAUCAGCGGUCAGGGUGUGACUGAAGACCCAAAGGGUGUGUUCACCAUUGAUCCCUUCUCUGGUGUGGUCAGCAUACACAAACCUAUAGACCGAGAAAUGUACCCUGUUUUCAUGGUGAAGUUUGAUGUGACGGAUCGAGAAACCAAUGAAAUUCUUGACAAAUCUUUGUCGUUCAGCGUAGCCGUAAAGGACAUAAAUGACAAUGCGCCUCAGUUCUUACCUGAGGUUCUACAUACAACAAUUCCAGAAAACAUCCAAGAAGGAGUGCUCCCAGUUUCACUGCAGGCUAAAGACAAAGACGAGAAAGGCAAUGAGAAUUCUCGCAUCACCAUGAGGGUGGUGUCUCAGGAGCCGGCAUCACCAGUUAUCACCCUCAAGCCUCUUAGUGCACGCGCUUCAGACGACAACAUCAUCGCACAGCUCGCCUUCACUGGGUGCUUUGAUUACGAAAAAGCAAAGACUUAUAAACUGCUUGUUGAAGCCCAAGAUCAUGGAAACCCAGCGCUCUCCUCUACUGCCACUGUUAAUAUAGCCAUCAUUGACUCCAACACACAUCUACCUGUGUUCACUGCCACAAAGUACAAUACUCAGGUUAUGGAGAUGGAAACCAACAAAGAGAUUUUAAGGCUGUCCGUAGAAGACAAGGAUACCCCCAACACUACAGCAUCUAAAGCCGUGUACAAGAUCCUGAAGGGCAAUGAGGAGGGCAACUACAAGAUUGAGACAGACCUGAAAACAAACGAAGGAGUGUUAACAGUCAUCAAGGGGAAGGAUUAUGAGAGGACAACUCUCACUCAGCUGGAAAUAUCAGUGGAGAAUGAGGAGCCUUUGUUUUUAUGCAUCGACGGAAAGCCAGCAUCUCCUGCCAUGCGCGCUGCGAGAAAACCCAACACUACUACAGUUGAAGUCAAAGUCAUUGAUGUGAAUGACCCGCCAGUGUUUCAGCAGAAGAUUCAGACAGUGUACAAGAAAGAGGAAGGGAACCCGGGAGAGGUGCUGUACGAACCCAUCGUCAAAGACGUGGAUUCAGACGUUGAUAAAAUCAGGUAUGAAUUAGCAGACGAUCCAGCCAAGUGGGUGAAGGUGGACCCCAAAACAGGCAAGGUCACCACAGUGAUGAAGAUGGACUGCGAGUCUCCAUACGUAGUCAACAGCACCUACACGGUUCUGAUCCGAGCAAUAGACAAUGGGGAGCCUCCUGCCACAGGCACAGGAACUUUGGUGAUCCAACUAGGAGAUCUAAAUGAUAAUGCACCCUACUUGACCUCCAACAUCUCGGUCAUGUGUGGGAAUAAGACUGACCGGGUGAUGGUGAAGCCUGAUGAUGGACCCUUUUCCUUUUCUAUCGCAAGUGAAGAUAAGGAGCUGUUGAGCAUGUGGAAGUUAAACCCAAGCACAGGGUCUGAAUCUUCAUUGAUAAGUCUUAAGAGAUUGCCAUACGGGAACUACUUGGUUCCACUGCGGAUCGAGGACCAGCAGGGGAAAGUAGGACUAGACACUCUGAAUGUCGUGGUGUGUGACUGUGGGGAUAAAGAUGUGUGUCUGCCUCAUUUUUCCAACCUGCAUGGAGCAUCUUUAGGAAUCCUACUGGGAUCGAUGGUGUUAUUGGCUUUGCUGCUCUGCUGUUGUUUCUAUUGGGAACACAAAGCGAAGCAAUUUACACAAUACCUCCAAGACGAAGGAACCCAAACCCUCAUCAUCUAUAAUGAGGUCGGAGGGGGCUCACUCGCCAAGAGCCUAGAUGAAUGUACAGACACUGUGACGUCAUACAUCAGUUUCUGUGAGGACAGCUGCAUUUCCACUAUGACCGGUGGAAUACAGUAACACUGGUUUUCCGCUGAACUCAGACAGCUUCAGAGGGAAAAAGUGGCAGCAGUCAGGAGUGGGGACAGAAUUCUCUAUAAGGAGGCCAAACACAAGCUGGAGAAAAGGAUUAAAGCAGACAGAAUGUGAGAAAAGACCCAGGA